UCUUGUACAUAACAACAUACCAACAUAAAGACUAUUUUCUUGUCUGAAAGAUAAAUAGAUCACUGUGCUAAAAGCUUAAGUUUACAUUUUCUAUUUAUUACUAUUAUUCUGAUAACGAAGGAUGUUGCAUAUGUAUGAUGUAAUCUUAGAGAAAAAAAAUAUUUUGGUACAGUGUAUUAUAGGGUGCCUGAGAAAAAUGAUAAAAAGAAAGAAUUACAGAUUCCGUUUUGCUUGACUGUACUCACUGAAAUAACACAAAAUACAGAUUAAGUGUCUGCUCUCAAUAUUAUAAGUAUAAUAUCUCGAUAGAUUUUAAUAUUUGCUUUUCCUCUGGUAUACAUGAUUUUCAUGAAAUUCCUAUACAUGACAAUCAGAUUUUAAAUACAUUUGUCUAUGUAUUUAUCGUUUUUGUUUAUAUAUAUUUAACUUAUACAUAUAUGAGUGAUGAGAGCAAUAUAAUAUUAAUACAUCUACUGAUGUUUUUCUACAAGCCAAACGAGCUGAAGGACCAUGCAAUGGACUUUCCGCUGCAGCAAUUGCUGGCAUUGUCAUAGGCACACUCGUGUUGACAAUUAUCAUCAUAAAUAUGAUCGUCUGUUUGAAAGGGAAAUGCUGUCGAGAGAGACGUACCUUCAACCAGAAGAAAAGAAUUUCAUCUCAACACGACACAUCAGAAAUUAUUUCAGAAAAAGUUAUUAACGAAGAACCAAAAAACCAAACAAGCAAAGAGAAAUUGUAUAUUAACAAUGGUAUUCAAACGACACUAUCAUCCAAUGACGAAACCGCGACACAAGGAAAAUCGCUUAAUAAUAAAGACGAACGAUCGCAGUUCAACAAUGAUGACAUGUUUGAUUUAUCACUUGAAAUGAGUAGACCUGAUCACAAAACAUCAGGGCAGAUGAGUACUUCUACCAUAAACUCUGAUAAAAAUACAACUGAAUGUACCCAAGAGGAUAUAAUACUAGGUAAAUGCAGUGUACCUUGUAUUGCUAACCAGGAAUUGAACGGGAACGUUUCUUGUGGGAGUAAACUUACUGAUGAUAUUGUCGAGCCUUUAGAUUCAAAUGACGUCGAGAACAUUAUAGAAAACAAAAGUGACGAAAUAGUUGUAACACGUAUCACGAAAAUCGAAAAACCAUUAAGAAAAGAUAUGCCACAUUUGAAUUCUACAGAAAAUAUCUUUUCUGACUUUGAUGCCACUGUGACUAAUGAGACUGAAAAUUACAACAUUUCUAAAAGCGACUUAAGUAUUAUAAUAGACUGUGUAGAAAAUAAAAAUAAUCAGAAAAAUGUUUUCGUAUUUUCAAGAGAUGAUAGUGCUCUGGAUAUGGAAACAGACAAUAAAACAAUGAGUAAAAUUAAAACACAAGACAGAAUGCAUAAGUCUGAAGGAAACUUAGUGGAUGCUAUAGAAAAAGGGAAUUCGACACGUAUAUCUUCAGAGAUAUCUUAUGAACCUCUCGAAUGGAAUUUUGUGUACAGAUCUCCAUACGCUUUGUCUGAUAAACAAAAGCAAGAUAUCAUUGAUAAAAGAGUAAAAUUAAAAAAGAAGAAAGAGCAAAUUAAAAGACAAAAAGAAAAAGAAAAGGAGAAGCGACUUCAAAAAAAUCAGUUAGCAUUUGAAAAGUGGAAACAGAGUAAAAUGAAGACAACAACGGCGAAAAAUAAAAGCUUAGAAAAUGUUUAUGAGAAAGCAAAAAGUACAUUUUGGUAUCCAACUUGAAAAAAAACCCGCUCUUAAAGGAUCAACGCAAGCAAAUUACGUCUGGUACUGGACUUUAAUCUUUUUCAGCCUAAAUCUAAACAUUGAACUCUCUAUGCAAAAUAAAUUUAUCAAACUAAGUCAUAUACGUAUAACUAAAUUGGUAGCAUUGCAAGUUGUAUGUCCCAGAUGUAAAAUAGGUAUGAAUCGUUACAUAAAUAACAAGAGAGGGAGGCAGCAUAAAACAUAUUUUUAGUUCAAGUUGUUUGUCGUGCAUUUGUUGGAAUUGAAACACAUAGUUACUAAUGUAAAAAGGAAUAGCCGAUUCAUUAUUUGAUGAUUUAGACGGACGCUUAUAGUAUUAAACAAAACUUGUUAUUCAAUAUAUAUUUAAAAGAUAUUAUGUUUGUCCUUAGUGAAGAAAUCAGACAUUUUUGAUAAACGAUAUGUGUUUCUGAAAUUUUAGUUGUCCUGUGAGAUUAUGUUCUUUAAUUAUAUGUAUGCUAUCAGACGAGUAUUUCAAUGUACUACGUUUGUGUAAAUCAGCAUUUUAUUUCGCACGUUUGAUACUGUUUUAGAGAUUACAAUAUUUGUCAUUAUUUCAUGCUAUUUUGCAUAUUUUUUGUGUGUUCGAACGUACU
Molecule: messenger RNA, 2343 nt
Organism: Ruditapes philippinarum (Manila clam)
Lineage: Eukaryota; Metazoa; Mollusca; Bivalvia; Venerida; Veneridae
Product: chromatin assembly factor 1 subunit A-B-like
Exons: 2
Coding region: 587-1723 (378 amino acids)
Source: RefSeq, a predicted model, not a curated record